This is a messenger RNA of Microthlaspi erraticum, 411 nucleotides long. The record is from the annotation of a GenBank genome assembly. NCBI's taxonomy places the organism in Eukaryota, Viridiplantae, Streptophyta, Magnoliopsida, Brassicales, Brassicaceae.
AUGGCAAUAGCUUCCGCCAUGAUCGGGGAGAAGACAUAUUUUUCCGCCGAGCUUUCUCUGUCGAUCUCAGUUACGGUGCUGUCGAAGAAAAUCCAUCCCGAUCCCGCCAUUGUGGAAUUUGCAUGCCAAGCUCCAUCCGUGAAGCAAAUAACUCUUCUUGUGCUUGGGUGUUGUGUUGUUCAUGGUUUUGUUGUGGGUGUUGAUCUCGUCUUUAAUUGCGCUUGUUGCCAUUCUGGGCUGCCACAAUUGCUUUCAGGAUUGUCUCUUCCGGUGGGAAGGAGUGGUUUUCGAACAAGAGGUGGUUUCAUGCUGUCCAGAUUGUCCAGCAGAUCCACGGGAAAAGAGGACCGACUCCAAUUCCGGUCGGUGGGAGACAUUUCAUCUGUUUUGAUGAAAACUAACCCUUUUUAA